AUGAAGACGCUCGCCACCACUUUUGUCGUCGCAAGCGCUGUGGCCGUCACGUCGGUCGACGCCAAACGACUCGAGUUGGGUGUCUGCUACUCGCCAUGGGCCCACUCGACCGUCAAUUGGGACGUGCUGCAGAAGGACAUGCGGCACGUGGCCCAGUACUUCUCGAGCGUCCGCACGUACGAGGCACGAAUGAACGGGGUGAACGUGGUCGACAUGGCGGCUGCGGCCGGUAUCCGUGUCGCGGUUGGCGUGCAGCUCAGCAAUCCCGCGUUGAUCGAUGGCGAGAUUCAGGCAGUGUGCGACGGCUAUGCCCGGAACCCCUGGGCGGUCGAGGCCGUCUACGUUGGCAACGAGAACCUCCGGAACAACGGUUUUGGCAAGUACUCGGCGGACGAGCUCGUGGGCUUUAUCAACCGCGUCAAGCAGUGUGUGGGCAACGCGCCUGUUGGAUCCGUGCAGCGCAUCAACGAGUGGCUGAGCGCCGACGGUGCGUCGAAACUCGCGAACGCAGUGGACAACAUCGGCGUCACCAUCUACCCGUUCUUCACGCCCGGCAGGCAGCCGUCGGUACAGAAGCUGCAGGCGCAAUGGGACCAGAUGACGGGCAAGUUUGGUCCGGACAAACUGCACCUGACCGAGACGGGCUGGCCGUACGCGGGCGAGAGCUACGCCGGCAAUCAGCCGUCGCGCGAAGGCACGCAGCAGUACCUGAACGACUACGUCGCGUGGUCGCGCGACAAGGGCCGGUCGUACUGGUUCAUGAUGUACGACACGACGGUGAGCUACACGGGGGCGCAGCACGAGAAGCACUUUGGGCUCUUUGACAAUGACAUGUCGCCCAACGUGAACAUCCCGACACUUUAG
Messenger RNA from Hyaloperonospora brassicae, 864 nucleotides. NCBI's taxonomy places the organism in Eukaryota, Oomycota, Peronosporomycetes, Peronosporales, Peronosporaceae. The record is from the annotation of a GenBank genome assembly.